AAGUGCUUUGGGACUUUACAUGGCUGAAUCCUUGAAUAAGUAUGGCAUUGCAUAUUGCCACAUGGUUGAGCCAAGAAUGAAAACACUUGGGGAAAAAGUUGAAUGUCCUGAAAGCCUUAUACCCAUGAGGAAGGCAUUUAAAGGUACUUUUAUUGUAGCUGGUGGUUACGAUAGAGGAGAUGGAAACAAAGCUGUGCUUGAAGACCGAGCUGAUCUUGUUGCAUAUGGACGUAUGUUCAUAGCUAAUCCGGAUUUACCAAGGAGAUUUGAGCUUGAUGCACCUCUCAACAAGUAUAACAGGGAAACAUUCUAUACUUCUGAUCCUGUUGUUGGCUAUACUGACUAUCCAUUUCUAGAAACCACAAUAUGACACCGAGGAAGCACUAGAUAUGAUACUCUUUUUCUGGAUGUAGGGGGUUUGUAAGAUGAGAUUAACUAAUAUCCACGUUGAACUUAUAUAUCAUUUGAGUAAUUUCUUCGUUGUAAUAAAGGCAGUGAAGUAUUAAAAGUUGGAUCAA
Solanum stenotomum is the source of this 518-nucleotide messenger RNA. RefSeq names its product 12-oxophytodienoate reductase 1-like. The record is from RefSeq and is a predicted model, not a curated record. Gene Ontology annotation, molecular function: oxidoreductase activity; FMN binding. The coding region runs from base 20 to 370 and encodes 116 amino acids. NCBI's taxonomy places the organism in Eukaryota, Viridiplantae, Streptophyta, Magnoliopsida, Solanales, Solanaceae. The transcript has a single exon.